AUGAUCAAAAGUACAAUUCAUCGAGUUAUUGUACCAAAUGUUAAUGAAGAAAAUCAUUCUCGAUUUUCUAUCGCUUUUUUUUGUGAUCCAAAUGGAGAUACACUACUUACUCCUCUACCAUCGAAAUUGAUUGAAAAUCAUAUUUAUACAAAAGAUGAACAUGCAAAUCAUAUUUUUAGUGAUUAUGAUAAUAAUGAUGGACAUGUUUUAACUGCUGGUGAACAUCUACAGAUGAGAUUAAAUAAAACUCAUGUAGAAUUAAGUAUAUAA
Rotaria sp. Silwood2 is the source of this 270-nucleotide messenger RNA. Lineage: Eukaryota; Metazoa; Rotifera; Eurotatoria; Philodinida; Philodinidae. The record is from the annotation of a GenBank genome assembly.